AUGCAACCCUUGGCCGCCGGAUUCACAACCACGACGGCCCAGCGUCAAAAGCAACAAUCACCGUGCCACCAGGUUCAAACAGGUCCUCGACUCGCCCUCCUCGCGACAUAUAAAAGCGACGCUGGCAGUCGAGCCUCACAGUCCUCCCGCGACCCCAAUCCCACAAGACACAAACCUGCUCCCCUCAAACCGCCUCCGUCUCCUACUCAACCUUCCCAAAUCUCAUUUAUACCAAGUCAAGUCAAGUCAAGUCACCAGAACCACUCCAUCGUCUACUGGACUCAUCCGCAAGCGCCAAAAAUGAAGCGCCAAUCGACCGCAGCGCACUCGACCACCGGCGCCGCAAAAAGAGUCACAUUUGCACUCUCGACAUUCGCGUGUACCAAGGACCCCAAGCACGGCACAUACACCGGCCUCGUCGAGACUUGCGACGGGCACCCCGUCGUUCCGGGCUGUCCCGUCUGCGCGGAGGAAUACAUGGCCCAGCGGGCGGCGGCGUACCGAUCGACGAAUGGAGCUGGACCGCGUGCCGGCCAAGACAAGUAG
Molecule: messenger RNA, 546 nt
Organism: Metarhizium robertsii ARSEF 23
Lineage: Eukaryota; Fungi; Ascomycota; Sordariomycetes; Hypocreales; Clavicipitaceae
Exons: 1
Coding region: 1-546 (181 amino acids)
Source: RefSeq, a predicted model, not a curated record